GUACUUGGCGACGACCACGAGCAAGCACUCCUUGUCUCUUCCCUCCAUCUUCUCCAAUCAGACCAUCGGGAUCAUGGCUGCAAACUGCCCGCCCCAGCUUCACCUUACGCUACCGGCGAACGCGACGUCCUUCAAACGGUCUUUCGAGCAAUUUGGAUUCGACUUGGAGAGUCCCACGACUGGCAAUGAUGUAGGGUCGAGCUCAGUGGAUAAUGGAGGGCGCAGGGAUCGUAAUAAGCGUGCAAGGAGUGCGAGCAGUGUAUCUGCCCAUAGUAUUUCCUCUAGCAGUUCCAGAUCCUCGACUGUCGUCUCUUCCGGCGAAGCCAGCCCAUCUAGCAGCAGCGAAGCCGUACCUCCCAUUGGCCAGGAAUCAGUAAUCAUACCACCUUUACCACCACGGUUGCCCACGCCGGUCAUUCAGGAUAUUGAGCUGCCCGAUUAUCCUUUGACAGAGGAGCCGUCAACCUCAGUGGCGGCAGAAGAUUCACGAGUGCGUAGGAAUGGGACCAGCCGUGGCGAGGACGAGGACCCUUUCAGUCUCACGUUGCAGCGAUUCGGCGAGUUCGAUACCCAAAUUUCUGUUCUGCGCCACCCAAGGACGUCCUCAUUGCCACGAACCCCAACACCUCCUCCGACUUUGCCGCCCCUUUCUCUAGCAGAAGCACAACAACCUGUAUCUAUUCCAUUUUUGUUGCCAUAUGACCCUUCAGACAUUCCAGAACCGCCACGACCUUUGUCUCCCAUUUCUAAUAGGGCCGCUUCCAGCUCGAGUCCAGUUGAUGAUGAAAGACGUGAGUAAUUAUUUGACAUCGUAGGAAUCGCGGAAACUCAUCUUCCUCAUCAGCCCCGAACCCCACUUCAGAUCCGACCUCUCGUCUAAGUCUGCCUUCCACUGAAUGGACUCGCUUCAGUGAUGGUUUCGACUUGAC
Molecule: messenger RNA, 929 nt
Organism: Guyanagaster necrorhizus
Lineage: Eukaryota; Fungi; Basidiomycota; Agaricomycetes; Agaricales; Physalacriaceae
Exons: 1
Coding region: 74-799 (241 amino acids)
Source: RefSeq, a predicted model, not a curated record